CGAUGGCCCAAGAGUUGAGCCAGGAGGCUCUACUGGACUUUCUGUGCCAGGCCGGGGGCCGAGUGACCAAUGCCGCCUUGCUGAACCACUUCAAGAGCUUUCUCCGAGACCCCGACGCGCCCCCCAGCCAGCACCAGCGCCGCCGCGAGCUCUUCAAGGGCUUCGUCAACUCGGUCGCCGCAGUGCGCCAGGACCCCGACGGCACCAAGUACGUGGUGCUCAAGAGGAGGUACAGGGACCUUUUGGGGGAGGAGGGGCUGCAGCGACCCUGCGACCCGCCCGCGGCCGCUUCCCCUGCAGGAGGGGUUGCACCCUGCUACCCGCGAGGCGCGCGCCCGGGAGAGUCGCAGCCGCAGCCGCAGCCGCCCAGGCGGCGGCAGCGCGACCAGGAGCCGGAGGAGGAGCCAGCAGGUGCCGCAGCCCCAGCCGCCGACGCCGGCUGCAAUGGACUCCCCGCCAGUGGCGCCCGGGAAACGGCCCGGGGAGGCGGCGGGCGGAGAGGCAGCUCCGGCCACGGGGUCCCGACGAGGUGCGCGGCGGCGGAGACACAGGGCCGCUGCUGCUGGGAAUGCCAGCAAAACGGCCUGGGGGGACUCGGGGGCGACCUGCUACUCGGCGCAGUCUCGGACAACGCCACCGCCCGGGAGAGGGCGGCGCGGGCCCCGCGGGCCCAGGAUCACCGCGGGGCUCCCAGGCAGCAGCGGGAAGGAGCGUCCGCUGAACCCGAGUUGGGGUCCGCAGCGUCCCGCUCGCCUCCGACAGCCGUCGGGGCUGCUGGGAGCAGGGCGUCCCCGCCUGCUGUCCUGUCCGGGCCUACUUUCCCCCGAGAGCUGCAGGAGCUGCUGAGCCCGGGCUCUCUGCAGCAUUCGGCCCUACUGCAGCAGCGGCGCACUCGCGAAUGGGUGGCCAGACACCCGCAGAGACCCGAGCCCCGGGACCAGGGCCCCAUCCGCGCCUGGUCGGUGCUCCCAGACGAUUUCCCCCAGACACCCGCGCAGCUGAACUUCUGGGUCCCGGAACCUAACUCAGCGCCGCCUGGCCCCUCUCUUUCCUCUCCUGUCUUUCCGGCCGUCCGGGAAUCCUGGCAGGGGAAUCCGUCGUUGACGGUCUUUCGUAGCAUUCGUUGUCAGCUGUCCCUCCAAGAUCUGGAUGACUUUGUGGACCAGGAGAGCCAUGGCAGUGAGGAGAGCAGCAGUGGGCCCAGAGAGUCCCCUGGGGGUUCUGAAGAGGGCCAGCACGUGACCCUGGGGACAGACUGGAGAAAACUCAGGAAUCCAGCUGAGGGCCUUUCUCCAAAGGAGGGCAACUCCAGCAAGAGCCCUCAAGGCCUCAAGCCCGGAGGGGAUGGUCACAUCUCUCAGCAGGUCCCAGCAAGGGCUAAUGGCCUUGCAGGCUCCCCCCAGGAGCCUUUGUCCUGGUCAGCACCCAAGUUAAGGAGAUCCCUCAGGAGGAGCUCUCAGGCAGGGAGAGCCAAACUGUCCUCCUCAGAUGAAGAACACCUCGAGGAGGACUUGCUGAAGAGGACUCGGCGCCCACCCCGGUCCAGGAAAACCUCCAAGGCAGGGGCGGUGCCCAACCCAAGGGUGGAUGCUGCUUUAACACCCAGACCUGCAGACCUUAGGGCUGCUGUUGCUCAGAGGGGUCCACAGUCACACAGCUCGGGGGCCCCAGGUGGGGAGGAGCCUGCAUCCUUGGUCCUGCACAGACCUUCUGAGCACAAAUCAUCCCUGGUGCCCCUGGAUGCCAGGGAGCAUGAGUGGAUUGUCAAGCUUGCCAGUGGCUCUUGGAUUCAGGUGUUGACUUUGUUCUGGGAGGACCCCCAGCUGGCUUUGCACAAAGAUUUCUUGACUGGGUACACGGCCUUGCACUGGAUGGCCAAACAUGGUGACCUCAGGGCUCUUCAGGACCUGGUCUCAGGUGCACAGAAAGCAGGGGUUGCUCUUGAUGUAAAUGUGAAGUCCAGCUGUGGAUAUACCCCUCUGCACCUUGCAGCCAUUCACGGCCACCAGGGGGUCAUCAAAUUGCUAGUGCAAAGGUUGGCUUCUCGGGUGAAUAUCCGGGACAGCAGUGGGAAGAAGCCAUGGCAGUAUCUGACCAGCAACACCUCUGGGGAAAUAUGGCAGCUCCUGGAAGCCCCUCGGGGCAAGCCCAUUUUUCCUGUCUAUCCCCUAGUUCAAAGCUCUUCCCCCACCAGGAAGGCCAAGAGCCGGGAAAUAUCUAGAAAUAUCACCCGAAAGACAUCCUUUGCUGCAUUACUCAAAAGUCAGCACAGCAGAUGGAAAAUGGCCAACCAGUAUGAGAAAUUCCAUACUCCCAGGGAAAGAGAAGAAUAUAGUGACUGAGGUGGGCCCCUCUUUGCUACAUCAUCCACUCUAUCCCUGUACUUGAACUAUUCAGGGAGAGAAUUUAAGGGGAAUAGAAAAAUUGCUGAGAUGUUGGUAAAGAAAGAGGUCAAGUUGAGAUGGCCUGCCUAGUGUUUAUCUGCCUGGAUUGUAGGUCAGCAAAUCCUGGACCUUGGGGGUCAUCCACGCUCUCUGGGGGCCAAGUCCUUGGGCCAGUGAAACCUAGACCAGGGACAGAGUGAGGGGCUUAAAACCCCCGAGGUGUUCUUCUUCUUCCAUUGCCAGCAUGGAUCAGGGUACAGUGAGCCACAUUGUUUUCCAAAGCAGUAAUCCCAGGCCUUGGCUAGAGAGUGAACAAAUGUCUAAGAAAAAGGGAGGCAAUUCCAGGAAGCUCAAACAAAAUCCUCUCUGGCUAGGAGCUCUCUGGCUUCUGCUCAUUUGGAGGAUAAAUCUUGGCUGAGGAGUGAGUGGAAAGCACCAAUUUUGAAAUCAGAUGACUCCCUCUUUCAUUCCUUUUUCUUCUUUCUCCUCUUCUUUCUCCUCUCUCUCUCUCUCUCCCUUCAUUUCUUCCUUCCUUCCUUUCCUUUAUUUUAUUUUCUCUAUUUUGUUCCCAUUAAUAUAAAAUCACAUAGGCAACAUUGCUUACUAGAUUCCCCCCAUUCUCAAGUCCCUACCACAUACCCCAUUACAGUCACUGUCCAUCAGCAUAGUAAGACGCUAUAGAGUCACUACUUGUCUUCUCUGUACUGUACUGCCUUUCCCUGUGACCUCCCUUACAUUUGUGUACUAAUCAUAAUACCCUUAUUCCCCUUCUCCCUCCCUUCCCAUCCACCCUCCCCAGUCCCUUUCCCUUUGGUAACUGUUAGUCCAUUUGUGGGUUCUGUGAGUCUGCUGCUGUUUUGUUCCUUUGAGUUUUUGUUUUGUUUUUAUGCUGCACAGAUGAGUGAAAUCAUUUGGUACCUGUCUUUCUCCUCCUGGCUUAUUUCACUGAGUAUAAUACCCUCUAGCUUCAUCCAUGUUGUUGCAAAUGGUAGGAUUUGUUUUCUUCUUAUGGCUGAAUAAUAUUCCAUUGUGUAUAUGUACCACACCUUCUUUAUCCAUUCAUCUACUGAUGGACACUUGGUUGCUUCCAUUUCUUGGCUAUUGUAAAUAGUGCUGCGAUAAACAUAGGGGUGCAUAUGUCUUUUUCAAACUGGACUUCUACAUUCUUAGGGUAAAUUUCUAGAAGUGGAAUUCCUGGGUCAAGUGGUAUUUCUAUUUUGAGUUUUUUGAGGAACCUCCAUACUGCUUUCCACAAUGGUUGAACUAGCUUACAUUCCCACCAGCAGUGUAGGAGGGUUCCCCUUACUCUGCAUCCUCGCCAGCAUUUGUUGUUCCUAGUCUUUUCUAUGUUGGCCAUUCCUUUCCUUUCUUUUUAUCUCUGCCUUCCUUCCUUCUUUCCUUCCUUCCUUCUUUCUCCCUUUCUUCUUUCCUUCUUUCUUUUUUUUUUUUUUGGCAUUCAAAACAGUGAAAGGAAAUUAUUAUUGAAGAGUAAAACUUGAUUUCAGAGAUUCCUCAGCCCUGUCCUCAGGUCUUCCUUUGAGUGCAACCCAAGGUGGCCAGUGUGUGAAAUGAUUAGUGCCUCAUUCAGGUCUCUGUGUGAUCAGAGAAGCAGUUAGGUAAGGUCCAGUUAUGAUUGACAUUCAGGCCCUGCUUUUUAAAAAUCAAGCUAAGAGGAACUUUCCAAAUGUAAAAACUGUCGACUGAUUUACACAGUGACUGCAACCAUCUUUCAAGGAAACUUCCUGAGUAAGAAAUGGCAGAAUUAGCAUUAGUAAUUUUCUGUAGACUUGAAUGGCCAGUGUUCAUUCUCUGGGAAGUGGUAAGGGUUAAGAGGUGAAUGCCUUCUCCCUAGGAAUUUUCUGAGCUGCUUAAUAUAAUUUUAUUUGCACUAAACUUGUUGCCAAAUAAGAUUAAAUAUUAGCCUUGAAGUGCUAUAUAUAACAGGAAGUGCUCCUUUUAAUUGUUUGUGAUGGAACCGAUCUUUGUAGGUCCUUGGAAUGAGGGAAUGGCUAGUCUAUAAACUGCAGUACAGCAUCAAGAUUUCAGAAUGUAAAUUCAAAGAGGGCUUAAAAAUUAAAUGUCCCUAUGGAAAUCGUUAAUUUUUUAUGGAAAUAUUUUCAUGUGCUGUAGCAAUAAUGUUGUAUUUUUUAAGUAUUUUUGUGGUUCUGCUUCAUUCCUCCAUUGAAAAUAUCAACAAAUCUUUAUAAUUUAUUGUACUUGUACUGAUGACCGUUAACUUUGUUACAAAAUUGUGUUUCAGUGAGUGUCAAAUAUUUUUGUUUCUUUGUAGUUUUACUUUAUAAUUUUGCAAAAAUAAAUAUAGCUCUGUUGUAUUAGAAAAAAAGGAAUAAUAAAUAAGUCUAAGGGUGGUUAUUUCCAGAAAGAUACACAAGGGAUGAAACUUUGG
Molecule: messenger RNA, 4791 nt
Organism: Manis pentadactyla (Chinese pangolin)
Lineage: Eukaryota; Metazoa; Chordata; Mammalia; Pholidota; Manidae
Gene: SOWAHB
Product: sosondowah ankyrin repeat domain family member B
Exons: 1
Coding region: 3-2342 (779 amino acids)
Molecular function (GO): protein binding
Source: RefSeq, a predicted model, not a curated record